AUGUCUAACUACGAGCUUGUGUCUCAAUACACCGAGGAUGCCUUUGCAAAAGAGGACUGGUUGUGCCAGCAUCCUGCAUGUGGUGCCAAUAUCGCCAAGGGUGACCCUUGCUUCUAUGUGGCCACCAUAGAGCAUGGUAAACCAGGGCACUAUGUCUGUGGUCCCUGCCAUGAAUGCUAUCAAAAGAAGGCAGCAACAUCUGUGCGACCUGCUGUUCGCCCUACUCCAGGCUCUGCCAGUAGUGGUAGUUCUGGCUUUGCUGGUUGA
Molecule: messenger RNA, 267 nt
Organism: Suillus fuscotomentosus
Lineage: Eukaryota; Fungi; Basidiomycota; Agaricomycetes; Boletales; Suillaceae
Exons: 2
Coding region: 1-267 (88 amino acids)
Source: RefSeq, a predicted model, not a curated record